CCUUCGAUCAUGUAUUCCUUUGCUUUCAUUUUCGUUUUUGUUCAAGCUUGCUUGAUUCAGAAUGCCUUCAGUCAAUGUUUGGGUGCUGGACCUGUUGGACCUGGUUAUGGCUACGGUCCAGUUGGAGCUGGCUUAGCCGGUCCUUAUGGCUUGGGAGCUGGUCUAGCUGCUUCACCGUUUGGCUUAGCCCCCACCGCUCUUGAAUUGGGUGCUCCUGGACCAUACGGCUUCGGUCCAGCUGCUAUCGAAAUAGCGCCCGGAUAUGGUGGCACUGGUAUUGGUGACGUUGCUGUUGCUGGUGAAAUGCCAGUCGCUGGUACUACACUAGUUGCUGGACAAGUGCCGAUUCUUGGUGCUGUACAUUUCGCCGGUGAACUACCAGCUGCCGGUGUGGUAACGAUCACUGGUAGUUGUGGCUGUGGAUGCGGUGGUCCUUAUUAUUAUUAAAAAAACAUUAUUGCUAUGGUUGAUUAGUUCUAUUUUUUGUUUUAAAUCAAUAAAUUAUAUUAAUUAUUUUAUAGAUAUAU
Molecule: messenger RNA, 527 nt
Organism: Vanessa tameamea
Lineage: Eukaryota; Metazoa; Arthropoda; Insecta; Lepidoptera; Nymphalidae
Product: chorion class CA protein ERA.1-like
Exons: 2
Coding region: 10-447 (145 amino acids)
Biological process (GO): chorion-containing eggshell formation; multicellular organism development
Cellular component (GO): egg chorion
Molecular function (GO): structural constituent of egg chorion
Source: RefSeq, a predicted model, not a curated record